GACCCAACAACCAUGAAUCUUUCUUCGUUCCGCUCUCCUUCCAAGUUGGCUCGCUGUCACUCAAAACUUCCAAGAACCCGGCUCUCAUUGGUCAAGAGCCUCCUGGAACAAACAGUCUGGGCCAAUGGCACGCACUGUUCGACCCGAAGAAGAAACCUCCGCCAAAUGAAUCAAAAGAAUCAAAGGGGCUCUCCCCGUCCACUUCCCCUUUAGUAGCUGGCACCCUCUCCCACCAAGUCAGAAGUGCAUGCAUGUACGUAUUGCAGAGUUCUGGCAGAUCAUGAUGGACUUGGACCCAACCGUGCCAUGAGACCAGGAGCGCCGAGGGAGCCCUUCAAGAAAUGGCUCGUGAAGUGCGAAAGGGACGACCGAAACCAGGUGUAAUGACAACCAUGUUUGUCACGACAUCCUCUUGUGAGAACAACAAUCCAGUCCCCACCGACACGGUGCUGACCAGCUCCAUUCCAGGCCCGGGCCCGGAGCCGGACUCGAACCCAGGCUAUUGGGUCCGAUCCAGUCAUCCUGAUCAGGACUUGGUCAUCGUUCAACUGAAUAAUGCCGUCUCGGAUCAGUAUCAACCUCCAGCCGGUGUGUGGCCUCCAGUAGAGCCACCGGCCCAUCCAGCCUCUUCAGCCGCACAUCAACUCAUCCACGGUCUACCCCCCUCAAAUGGGGCCGUUCACCUCACCAAUCUGGCCCCACCCGACGACGAGUUAGUGGAUGAAGAGGUGACCGAAGAUGGAGAAGACAUUGAGGACGAGGACGAGGGCUAUCGGACCCAUUCUUCCGUCAAUGGCGGCAGUCCCCCUUCGUCUUUGAGCGUGUCCCCGCCCCCGGUUCGGACCGAAACCAUUACUGCCACCACGCCCACGCCAAUGGGCAUGAGACAAAUAUAUCCCCAGCAUUUGACCCAAGAGCAACAACGUUUGAUCCAAGCGGCCAGAAAUGGCGAGGAUAUGGGUCCUGGGAACAGUAGUCUCAUGUGGCUUUUGGAUUUCAAAUUGGACUUCUUCAAUGAGGGUAACAAUCCCCAGAACUAUCAAGCUCAGCAAUACCAUCUCCAACAGCAACACCAGAUUCAACAACAGCAACACCAGCACCAGAUUCAACAACAGCAACAGCAAGAAGAGCAACAACAACUGCAACAGCAACAAGAACAGCUCAUUCAGAGCGGUCAAAUGACCCUAACGGAGGUUCCACAACACCAAUUCUUGCACAUCGAUACCAUGGACCAAGUUGGCAAAGAUGUGCCAACGACGUUCGUCCAACCGGUCAUGUCACCCUCGCACGAUGUGAUUGUAAUGACAUCGCAAAGUCCGAUGGAGCCCACUCAAACCACCUCGCUGAGUCCGGUCCAAUGUGUAUCUCCGACCUCUCUUUCACCUAAAUCUGUUGCCAAACCCAAUCCUGCGCCGAUUCCUCACCAACCCAAUGGAAUUAAGUCUCAAGCACCCUGUGAGAUCAAGUCGCCUUUGAAGGAAUCCGAGAGGAGUUCCAAGAAACCUCCAUACACUUACACAGAAUUGAUCACCCAAGCCUUGAAAGACAAAACAGCGUUGACCGUCUCCGGGAUAUAUCUUUGGAUCAUAGAUAAAUACCCGUACUUCAAGGCCGAGGAUGACAGAUGGAAAAAUUCCGUUCGCCACAACUUGUCCAUGAACCCUCAUUUCCGCAAAGGCGACAAGUCCAAACACGGGGCGGGACAUCUGUGGGUUUUGGCCGACUACGAAGAGGAUCCCAACGAGCCAGGGGUCCCGGCAGAUCAUUCGUCCGAAGAAGAGGAAGAAGAGGAUGAGGCUGCUCGAGCGGUGCGAACCAUCCUUGGACAAGAGGCCUCCAAUGUCACCAGUGCUGUGGAGAACGCGACAAUGGACGGGUCCUCUCUGACUCCUGAAUUGACAAGAUCGGGCGAGUCCAAUAAAGAGAAUCAGCAUUUCCUAAGAUCAAAUCCCGACUCGAGUCAAGGCUUGCCUGAGAGCUUGCAACAAACGAUCGCUGAUAUUAAGAGGAAAUGUAUGAAAAGACCUCGACCUUCAGGGUCAGUUCCUAGCCCUGUUCCCUCGACUCGGGCCAGACGGUCUCAAACUCAAAACGGUCCCAGUAUGGACGUCCGAUACGUGAGCCCGGCCAAACUUGGUCAAAGCGCCCAAGAAUCAUUUGCUCAAGCUCCCGUGGCUGCUCCGCCUAAGCGAGUUCUGGUCAUUCCCACCCCAGUUGAAGGCGUGUCCUCAGCCCCCACCACAUUUUCCCCCAUGGAGCAAAUUGAGGAUUUAUCAUAUUGCUACGAUCACGAAGAUGUGGCCACCAUAGAAAAGGCUUUAGGCAUCGACUUCCACGAACCGGGAGCCCAACGACAACUUUUGGCCAAAUAGUUUCCAGAUCCGUCCUGUUUUACUUGAAAGAAAUUCCGUGACAUUUCCCACCUUUUUUCUCCUUUAAUUUCGAGCAACACCAAAGAGGCACCUGAUUCCAUGAAUACAAAUCAUGCAUGUGUAUAUAAUCCAUUGCACUGGUUUAUAAGUCCAUUUUUGAUGUUCAAAAAUGUGUAGGAAUGAGGUAUGUGAGCAAUAAGAAAAAAGAUGACCCUAGUGUCCAACUAUCGUUUGGCUCCAAUAUGAACGAACGACUUGAAAUCUUCAAGCCAUCCGCCAGACUGGAGCUAGCCAAUAUCAGUCCACAACACAAUCAGCAGCUGCUUCCAAUUCCAAUCCCGAAGACUAAGUUCUAUUCCUCAAUACUUCCUUUCCCUUUCCUCCAUUUCUUCCUCCCUUUUUGAGCACCCUUUCUACCCAAUUUCCAUGCAUCAUUCAGCGAUUUCAGUUGUUGAUCUAAAUAGCAUCACAGAAUACGAUCCAUCGCAAAGCAUUUCCUUCUAAUAUCACUCUUUUUCAACAAGUAUUUUGUCAAAACAACAACUCUUUUCUAGAUCCGUUCUUGUAUGAUGAUAAUUCAUGUGUGUGUGCCCAAUAGCAUUGUUGUACUAAAUGCUAGCUACCAUCUUUGCGUCAAUUCAGUAUUUGCGUGUAAAUAACCAAUCCCAAAAUGAAUAACAAGUGCCCCAGUGCCAACCAGUUCCAAUUCCGUGGCCAUUGUCCAGAUAUUUUGUCCUCAUCUUUUGAUGACUAGCAUUUUGUAAUAUUCUAGUCCAAUUAGUCAUUCAUCAAUCGUCAACCACUCCAGUUAUCCUUACUUAUGGAAUAAAUAUUGAAAUAUGUGAA
Molecule: messenger RNA, 3218 nt
Organism: Tigriopus californicus
Lineage: Eukaryota; Metazoa; Arthropoda; Copepoda; Harpacticoida; Harpacticidae
Product: forkhead box protein P2-like
Exons: 8
Coding region: 342-2372 (676 amino acids)
Biological process (GO): regulation of transcription by RNA polymerase II
Molecular function (GO): RNA polymerase II cis-regulatory region sequence-specific DNA binding; DNA-binding transcription factor activity, RNA polymerase II-specific
Source: RefSeq, a predicted model, not a curated record